This is a messenger RNA of Aspergillus viridinutans, 768 nucleotides long. RefSeq lists its product as uncharacterized. NCBI's taxonomy places the organism in Eukaryota, Fungi, Ascomycota, Eurotiomycetes, Eurotiales, Aspergillaceae. The coding region runs from base 1 to 768 and encodes 255 amino acids. The record is from RefSeq and is a predicted model, not a curated record. The transcript is spliced from 4 exons.
AUGGAGGGUGAGUGCCAGUGUGAAGGCGUCAAUAAGGAUUUCCCUGCUGGGAGUGUCAUGAGGAAGUUCGAAAAAGCCACUUUCCCAGUCGCGGGACGUGCCUAUCGCUUGAAGAAAAUCCUCUGGGAGCGUUACAACAACAAUUACCACCAGCGCAGGGCCGUGUUUGAAGCUGAGGACUGCGAGACUAAGGAUCCUGUCGUCAUCAAGUUCUUCCUGGAGGCAGAUCCAUUCAUGAGAGAGGAACAGAGUGGCAAGCGAUCUAUGAAAAACAAUGCGGCUGAGCUGUUCCGCAACGAGUGCAAGAUCUGGAGAACCCUGUCAGACACGGGCUAUACACCCAAGUACUACGGCAAGAGGGAGAUGCAUCAGGACCUGACCUUUGAGAACCCCGGCGGAUACCUAUGGAUUCUAGUUCUAGGACACUACCCGACCUUCAGUCUGGCUGACGCGCCUCUAUUCCUGAAUGCUGAUGAGCUUCCGCGCAUCAAGAAACAGAUGCUUGAUAUGGCUGUUAAAUUCAACAAUCACGGUCUUAAUUUUGUUGGCGUUUCGUUUCUCAAGUUUGAUCCGGAGACUCGGAGAGUGUACGCCACGGACAUUGAAUACUUCAGCGAGACCGAGGUUCGCGAUGACCCCUUAGCGGCAAAGAAUUCAGCAGCGCAUUGGGUUAGUGUCGUGAUGGAUGCCCUCACAGCUGGUGUAGAAGAGAUCAGGGGGCUUUCGCCGAUGGACGUAUAUAUCGGCUUUGGGAGCGACAGUGACUGA